Molecule: messenger RNA, 6351 nt
Organism: Petromyzon marinus (sea lamprey)
Lineage: Eukaryota; Metazoa; Chordata; Hyperoartia; Petromyzontiformes; Petromyzontidae
Gene: SETDB1
Product: SET domain bifurcated histone lysine methyltransferase 1
Biological process (GO): heterochromatin organization; negative regulation of gene expression
Cellular component (GO): nucleus
Molecular function (GO): protein binding; DNA binding; histone H3K9 methyltransferase activity
Source: RefSeq, a predicted model, not a curated record
UCCGUUGUACGAUUUGUGAACGUGUUCGGCGAAAGGGCCGAACAAAGGCGGGAAACCCCAGGCCGCGGUAUUCUGUUGUACGCGCUCGGGAAUUCUCGUUUCGUGUUCUUUGUUAUUUAUCAUCGUAGCACGCAAGGUUAGCGCGGGAGGAGGAGGGGGCGGGAAUGUGUUACGAGACGGUUCUUUAGCGUCGUAACGACCGCCCCCCCCCCCGGCUUUGAUUUAGCCCGAAAGAAGGUUUGUUGGCCCGGCCCGACCCGACCCGGCCUCUUCAGGUCUUCCGUUCUCGCAGGUUGUUGGUAAACUUUACCAUGGCCUUGGAGGACGAGACUGCUAAGGAUGUCAUGGAAGAAGCGUUGAAAAUGGCUGGCAAGGGUGAGGAUACGGAGAUGCCGUUGGCUGAACCUCAAGCUGAGAGUUCGCAGCCGAACAUGAACGCAAGCCCUUGCACCCCUGAAAUUGGUGACGUUCCUCAUGGCAGUCCCAUGCAAGUGGAGGAACAAUCGAUGUCAGCAAAAAGUGACAUAUGUGAGAGGAUUGGGGAUGAUAACGCCGACGAAGCUGCAGAAGCCGCAGCAGGGACUCAAAAUGGCGAGAGGGGGGCAGAGACGGAAGAUGAUCCCGACAACGGGUUAGGGGAGGACCUUGUGGUGUCUGUGGAGGAGAUGGAGUUACUCGUGGAGAAACACCUUGCGGAAUACGCAGAUUUCCACAAGCAAUGCACGACGUUCCAGGAGGUGCAACUUUUGCUGGCCCAGCGAGAGGAGAAGGUGGCUAACAUUGACCACAUCUACAGUGGCUUUAAAAUGACUGUGGACCAUAUACAAGGACAAGUGAGAGAGCUGUAUAUAAAACUAGGGCUUAAUUUUGACGAAGUGGAAUCCCUUGCUGAUGCUGCCAUUGAAAUCGCUACCACGACUGGCAAAGAGCCAUCGAAUGACGUCAUUGAAAUCCUGGAUGAUGAGGAUGAGAAUGCUGAGGCUAACAGUGAAACAGGAGGCUCAAAUGUUAAAGACUCCAAUCGGAGCAAAACUAUCAAGGAUCUGAAUGAAGAGGAGGUGAAAGGCAUUAUAAUGGUAAUUGCAGAUUCUUUAAAGGAGGUACAAUGUUGCCUCUCCACUCUAAAGGAAAUGCAUGUCAAAGAAGGUGCCCAUUCUUCCAUGUGGCGAGAUUCCAGGCAAAAAAAAGCUAAUGCCGACACUCAACUCGAGGUAAACAGUGCCGCUUCCUUGACGGGGAGCCAGUCUCAGCCUUCAUCGCCCACGGAGCCCGGAGCAGAUAACGAAGCUGGCAGCGUCCGACCAGAGCAGCGCUUCGAGUCUGGGCAGCCCACGGCAGUUGGUGAUGAGAUUUUGCUGGGCAUGCGCGUCCUUGGCAAGAAGCGGACAAAGACAUGGCACCGUGGCAUUCUUGUAGCCAUCGUCUCAUCCGCCAGCGGCUUCAAGUACAAAGUUAAAUUUGACAGCAAGGGGAAGAGCCUGCUGUCAGGAAACCACAUAGCAUACGAUCGUCAUCCGGAAUCCGAGAGCCUUGUUGUCGGCAGUAGAGUUGUGGCAAAAUACAAAGACGGCAGCUCGGUGUGGCUGUACGCGGGCAUUGUAGCCGAGACGCCACACAGAACCAACAAGUACAGGUUUCUCAUUUUCUUCGAUGAUGGAUAUGCAAGCUACGUCACACUUUUAGAAUUAUACGAAGUAUGUAGACAAUUAACCAACAGUUGGGAAGACGUGGAUGAUCGUGCGAGCAGGGAAUUUAUGGAGGAUUACAUCAAGUCAUACCCAAACCGCCCCAUGGUUCUCCUGAAGCCUGGACAGAACAUCAAGACAGAGUGGGAGGGCACGUGGUGGAAGUCUCGUAUUGAAGAGGUUGAUGGCAGCCUCGUUAAAAUCGUAUUCCUGAUUGAUGAGCGCUGCGAAUGGAUCUACAGAGGCUCCACAAGGUUGGAGCCCAUGCAUACCCUUAAACACUACCACACUGAAAAGAAACCCGGACAACGGAUGAGACCCACUACUGCUGGACGAAACAAGGGUGGUCCUGUUGUUCAGUACCCUCAGCAGGAGCCCCAGCAGCACACCAAACCCCAAACUCCAGCUAGUGCUUUGGGUUCCCCAAUCCAGGCACCUUUCAUAUCUCAUACGGUGUCGCUGAGCUCCCAGUUCGCAAUACAGGAUACACAAACGUGGAUACCUCCAAUGGACAAAACAAGUCCUCCACAGAAACUAGGACGACCUUUAUUCCCAUCUUCCACGAAUUUUAAUUUUUCAAUGCCCAGCCCUUCAGCCCAGUUCCCCCCAAGUCCCAGCAGCUCUGCAGUGCUUCAACCCGGUGCCCAGAUGUCACAGAGUGGCGGUUUCCAACCGUAUGGAAAGCCUACCUUGAGCAGGCAGAGCUCCAGCCAUUCUGAAUCGUCUUUGAACUCGGCCAACCGUAAGCAGGUGGCCAAGAAAAGCACUACCUUCCGCCAGGUGACCACAUCCACCAGAAUUACUGACUCCGAUAUCACCUGGCCUGCCACAAACUACAGCUACAUGCCACGCCCAGUGGAUUUAACAGGAACUCCUGCCCGUAGCUCGGUAGGGGAGCGUGUUGUUCGCGGGCAUUCCGAGUACGAGCAGGAAGACAUCUCACAUAAUGUGGGAGAGUCGCAGAUGUACAUGCCCACCAAUAGCAAAAUGGAAUCUCUGGCAACAUACCCAAUAUACAAGGCACCGAAAGAGAAGCUGUUGUACGUUCCACACGCAUGUAGCCAGAGCUGCUUGAGGAGUUUACGGCCAGCCAACCUAGACAAGUACAAGGGCAGGAACCCACUCCUAGUUCCACUCCUUUAUGACUUUAGGCGACUCAGCGCUCGCCGGAAGAUCAACCGCAAGGCACCGUUCCACAUGAUGUACAGGGCGCCAUGUGGCCGCAGCCUGCGCUGCAUGAUGGAGGUACAGCGCUACCUGUUCGAGACGUACGCCAACUUCCUUUUCCUGGAGCAGUUUUGCUUCGACCCGUACGUGAUGGCAGAGCGGCGCAUCAGCACCGUGAAGCCGCUGUACUGCGUUCGCGACAUCACCAACGGCGUGGAGGAUGUGCCCGUGUCGUGCGUGAAUGAGAUCGAUUCGGAGCCGCCGCCGGACGCCGCGUACAGCAAAGUGCGCAUCCCCGAGCAUGGAGUCUUCAUCAACACGAGCCCCGAGUUCCUCGUGUGCUGCAGCUGCACCGACGGCUGUCAAGACAAGUCCAAGUGUGCAUGCCAGCAGCUCACGGUGGAUGCAACUGGCUGCAGCCCAGGAGGCCAGACCAACACGGAUGCUGGAUACCACAACAAGAGGCUUGAAGAGUGCUUGCCAACAGGGAUUUAUGAGUGCAACAAGCAGUGCAAGUGCAACGUGCGGAUGUGCCAGAACCGCCUGGUACAGCAUGGCCUGCAGGUGCGGCUGCAGCUUUUUAAGACUCAAAACAAGGGUUGGGGCAUCCGCUGCUUGGAUGACAUCAGCAAAGGAUCCUACGUUUGCAUCUAUGCAGGCAAGAUCCUUACAGACGACACUGCUGACAAAGAGGGGCUGGAGAUGGGUGACGAGUAUUUUGCCAACCUUGACUACAUUGAGAGUGUGGAGCGACACAAGGAUGGGUACGAGAGUGAGGCGCUGGCAUCCAGUGAAAGCAGCGGCGUCAAUGUGAAGGGGGGCGACGAUGAGGAGGGCAGUGACGACAGCGAGAGCUUCUGCAGUAACGACCACCCAGAGUACAGGAGUCCCAGGGCCCGUGACAAAGAACGUGACCGUGAGCGCGACCGGGUUGGUGGAAACAGCAGCGGUGGCUCCAGCAACGUCCCAAUGGCAUUUGUGCGGAAGCUGCAGAAGAAGCAAAAGCAGAGCACGACCACACCGCCGGACGGCUCGGACGGAACUCCAUUUUGCAGCUCGUCGCCCGCACCUCCAACGCCGCCUGUGAACUCGGAGACGGCCAAGCACAAGGUAGCGUCGUGGCUAAGCGCCAACCAACUCGAUGCUCUGACAGUGCAAGACUCUGACAGUCGUUCUUCCUUCAAAAAUGUUGAAGACUUAACCAAGGAUUCCAGCAAGACUGCCGAACCGAAACAACUUUCUGCUCCACACUACAGAGCAGUGGAUCCCAAAGAUGAUGAGAUUAUGAUUCUGUCAAGCAGCUCUGAGUGUGAAUUUCAAGGAAGCGUUGGAGUGAACAGGACUCAGCGGGCAGGAGGGGGCGGUAUUACACCACCAUCCAAUGGUCUCCUGCAGAAGGGCUCCACCAAUGCUGUGCCAACUUUAAACAGUGAUGAUGUACAGACAAUCUCAUCUGGCACAGACAGUGACUUGGCAGAUCGUCCGCUGAAGCGGCAGGUCGCCGUGAAGCGAGGGUUUGCAUUCAAGACGACGGCACGCGGUGUCGCCGUCAAGUCUACGGGGAUGCGACGUGAGCUGGGGCGGGGGCCGGUGUCGACACAGGCCGGGCCCGGGCAGAGGGGCGGCGGCCCUUCCGGUGGCGGGGGCUCCGGCACGGGCGAAGGCGGCAACCAGCCGGAGAAGAAGAGCACGCGCGAGUUUUUUGAUGGCGAGGACUCGUGCUACAUCAUCGAUGCGAAACUCAUUGGAAAUCUCGGCCGAUACCUCAAUCAUAGCUGCAGUCCAAACCUUUUUGUACAAAAUGUAUUUGUGGACACCCAUGAUUUGCGCUUCCCCUGGGUUGCCUUCUUUGCCAGCAAGCGCAUUCGGGCAGGCACAGAGCUGACAUGGGAUUACAGCUAUGAAGUGGGCAGCGUGCCAGGUAAAGAGCUGCUCUGCUACUGUGGCUCCACUGAAUGCAGAGGAAGGCUGUUGUAAUACUUGAAAACCCAAGCUCGUCUCCCAGACAACCACAUGGCCCCCCGUAAGUAUGGGGGCCCAUGCCGUUUAAUUUUCUUCGACUCUCGGUGCCACCGUUCUUAUAUCGCUUUCUCCACGGUUGUGAUUGCUUGACAUAACUGUAAACUAUUACAAAACAUAUUCUUGGUUCUUUCGGUAAAGUCACAUUGAAGGGAGACAAUGAAAUAAUAAAAUAUAUAUAUAAAACAAUAAAAUUAUCACGACGUUUCGACUGCAACACAAGCAGUCAUCAUCAGGUGUGAAACCCAACGGCAAGAACAUACAACAAAGGAAAUGCUUAAGAACCGUUUUCCAUUUUUGAUGCCUUGGUUAUUUAUACAAAACACAUGCAUCAUAUCUGCAUACUUUACUUUUGAGCACAUUCAAUCUUUGGACACCCGUUGCCAUUUCAUAACUGAAGUAAACCUUUGAACACAUUUUACAUCUUUUAUUAAUAUUUAAAUUCCUGUAAAUGUUGUGUUUUGACCUUGUUUGGAAAUCUUAAAUGCUGUAUAAUGUUUUUUGCGGCUAUUGGAUUGAGUGUUUUUUUAAAUGAUUUCUUUUGUAAUGAGCUAUAAACCACAAAAAAGAAGUUGUUAUGCAUUGCCAAUGAAAUAUAAUUGGGUAUUGACACGGCUGUUGCAUAUAUUAUGGUAAAUUAAUUAUUCCACUUGAAACGUGACUUGGUUUUAUAAUUUGUAGUUACGAUGUACGGAAAUGUUGCUUGAAAUAAACGUUUAACGUCCAGUAGUUUUUUUACAUUUGGGUGUUCAUUUUUUUAUUUUCUUUAUUAUGCCUUGGAAUGUUGUGGAAAUUUGUACUUAAGUAUUAUAAGGUAAUCCAACUGUACAGAGCUUUCAUUGAUGUGUUGUGCAUUGUGUAUAAAAAAAAAAAACUAAAAUGAGAAUGGGGAUUUGUUUUAGAGUUUUUUUUAUUAAGUUUAAGCUCAAGUCCUUUACUGUAAUUAAAAAAAUAUAUUUCCUAUUUGACAUCGGUGAAUUUUCAGUUUGCCUUCUUGCAAUGUUACAUUCACAAAUGUGCAAAAUCUUAUUCAUGAACCUAGCAGCUGAUCUUUAUUCAUCAGUGCAUUUCUAAUGCAGGCUUCAAAGUGCAAAACAAAUUGCUACCAUUAAACAUGCGUCGGGAACACAGAAAUAUGAGUCGGCCAAUGAUAACAAGUCACGCACAGUUUUUUUAAAAUAUUGCUCUUUGGUGUUAGAAAUACACCAACAUCAGAUUCACGGUUAUGUAUCCGUAAAUUGCUAUGAUAUUGAUUACAUUAUCUGUUCAGGUGAAUACUCUAUAUGAUUGCUAAUGUUAAAAUGCUCAACCUCAAUGUUUAUCAUCAGUUGUAAAGCCUAAGGCAUCUUUAAGAUAUUUUUUAGUCAUUCCUCUCGCAUGCCUUUUUUGGGAUCGGGCUAAUGGUCCUAAAGCAUCCCCCCCUCAAUAUUGCGGCACUGAAAUAGUUCUGGGAUAUGCGAAUGUCCCACCUAAUACCAAU